Messenger RNA from Bombus huntii, 17719 nucleotides. RefSeq lists its product as uncharacterized. The transcript is spliced from 7 exons. The coding region runs from base 673 to 4242 and encodes 1189 amino acids. NCBI's taxonomy places the organism in Eukaryota, Metazoa, Arthropoda, Insecta, Hymenoptera, Apidae. The record is from RefSeq and is a predicted model, not a curated record.
AUUUUCGUGUCACAUGCGAUGUUAUCGAUCCAGUAGAGUACUAGAAUCACUGACAGAAUGACAAACGCGACACAGAAUAGAUGUGACCUGCAAUACUUUCUCGUGUCUCAUGUGUCGGGUAUCGCCUGACAUCCUUAUCAUUUUCAUGUCACAUGCGAUAUUAUCGAUUGAGUAUAGUACCGAUUUGAAUUAAGUCUUUUAUCAGGUUAUUGUAUGAUACAAUCAGUGACUGAAAUAGAUAGAAUCUCAAACCAUAUGCACGUAGUAUAAUAAGUAUAAAUAUAUGUAUGAUCCACAUGGAAUUUGUGACGGUGCUGACCCUGUCACAAUCAGAAAAGGCCACGUUAAGAGGUAACGAAUUAAAAGAAGAAAACUGCUGUUACUACGUCUAACAAUACUCUACGACUGUCGAUCGGUUAGAAACUCGAUGACAUAUCUUCGUACGGUAUUCUCUAUACAAUUAGUAUACAAUGUAAACCCUGUAGAACAUCGUCACAUUCUCGACAUGUGUAUGUAUGUCCUGAAUUUGGUCAAAAUUUGUUUGAUCGAUAGUUGAAAUCAAAUAUUUGAAGAAACUUCGUAGACGUAAGGUUAAUGGUUAGGUUUAAAAAUAUUCCUUGUAAAUAGAUAGUGAACGUGUACACGUUUAAAUAUAUUCGAGAUUUUCGCAACAUGAGUGGCUCGUGCAGACGGGAAUCUAAGAAGCAGAACGAUUGCAGAAGUAAGAAGAUCACUGGAAAAAGAUGGGAAUAUCCGAUUGCAAAAUCGAAGGAAUACUGGGAGAAAUUCUGCGACGACGAAGAGAAGAGACUGAUCACAGUAAGAAACCCUUCCCUUCAAUUAUCCUAUCGUACCUUUUCCAAAAACGAUUCACAACUUAUUGAUCUUAAUUCGGAUAUUCAGGAUAAAAUAUCUAAUCGGAAUUUUUUUUCUAACUCUUAUUCAGACGAUUGCGAUGCAUCCGAUAAUUCUUUGCACAAAUUGCUUCCCAUAAGGUCAAACUUUAAGUCGAAUAGGUAUUGGAAUUGCGACGCCACGAAAUCGUAUCCAAAAUCGAUACUAAAGGGAUCGUUUCGAGCUGCUCCAAAAAGUUUGGAUACAACGGCUUGCCUUACCACAUCGUCUAAAGUUGUACGAAUUCCAAAAUUAGAUAGCCACGAUCCUCAACCUAGUUUCCGGAAAAUUCGCCCAGGUAAAAUGGAUCAUAUUCGGACUUCUUUCAGUGUCCAAAAUGAACGGAAGGUACAAGGAGAAAAUUUCCCGACUCUACCAAUUCUCGGUGCAUACCCCACGACGUCUGAUCUGAAAAUGAAACUGAAAAAAUUACAGAAACAUUUAAGAUUACUGGACGAAGAUGACCGCGAGACGAGGGAUCGAACACGCCACAAAAUUGUCAAAGCAGAAGAUAAGAAACUUGUGGCAGAUUUUCGAUCUACGACGAAUCAAAUCAAAGAAGAAAAUGAAGACACAUUAACGGAUGAAGAUUACUUAAAGUAUUCCGCUCGUUUUGCCUACAAGGCGUUGAAGCGUUUAACGAAGAACAAAGAUCUGGAUUUCAAAUUCAAACCUUUCGACAAUCUGCAAGAAGAACAAGUUUUGAAAUUAGGAGACGGUUCUUUCGCGAGUGACGAUGGAAAACGAGAGCUCCCAAGGAUUAAACGCAUCGAGAAAGAUAAGCAAAGCGAAGAAUCUUCAAAUGUUCACGAUUUGCAGACGAUUUCUGAAGAGAAGUCGCUCGAGGAUUCAGAAUUCACGCGCACCGACGUCCAAUGUCCAUCUUUGAAAUCCGACGAGACAAUUUCAAGAACCAUUUCUACGGGAUCGCGUUACACAUCGGGGCCAAGUCCAGAAUUCGUCUACCCGGAGGACCGGGAAAAUCCAUCGAGUCGUAUUCUUUCGUCAAUUCCAAAAUUAUCCAGUUUCCCAAGGAGGAAUCGCGACAAAUGUUUACCGUGUAUGUAUAAAUUGUUCGAAACUCCGGUGCAACGAAAAGUAUCUCUACCUAGAACCGCUUUGCGACGAAUCAUCGCAGAAGACACGAAAGUGGUAUCACCCACGGAUUCGUUAGAAGAUAGCGACUCGAGUUCUCUGAACAUACCAAACUUCGAGGACCAAGUGGAAAGAGUUUUGACCGACCAAGUUGAUAAGGCGGACCUUAGAUUUGAAUGCGACGUUGCAUUCGUCGAAUCUGAUGACUUUGAAAACGUGGUCGAGAUUGCGGAUGCCACUUACUCUCUCGAAGAAGACCAAGUAGGGAAAGGACUAACGGACGAAGAGGAGGGAAAAAGUAUCUCGGAGUCAGAGCCUUCGUCUAAUGUGAUCGCGAAGAAAACCAAAGAGGAUCGACAAGACGAUGACACGACUUUGACGAAUUUAAACGAAGCUACGAUAGAUGUUACGCGUGUUACGUCUCUGGAACGAACGAAGGUUCCCUCUUCGUCUCGCAGCAUAAGCUCCGAUGAAGACGAUUCGAUUGUAGUUUCGGUCAGCGACGAUCUACCUAAGCCGAAAUACUUAGUACCCUGUCAUGCCCCCACGAAUUUCAGGCCGAGCUUAGAGCCCCUGCGAGCUUUAAGAAGCAGAAAACCGACGACUUUGCAAGAUCGAAUUGCCUUGCUCGAGUCGAUGCCAUUGAAGAAAAGCGUUUCUAUCGAUAUUUACGGCGACAUUUCGGCAAGAUCAAGAGCCGUGCCUGGAGAAGUCCUUGAGAAGGGCGAAACAGGCGAGGACGAGAAGCCACCUCCGCCUCCUUUAACGAAAGCAAAAUCCGUGCUGGACAAACUGAUGCUUGGAAAUGGCGAAGCAAGUACGGCAAAGCAACGACACGUUCUCAGAAAGGAAACCAGUUUCGCUGGUUUUUCUGUAUCAAUGGAUACCGCGUCCAAUAGCUCGGAAAUACAUCGGGACGCGUCGAACGCCGCAUUACGAGAAUUGGACGCUACUCGUGACGACAGCCUUUUGAAAACAUUAUCCGCUACGGAUUUCGCGAGAUCCCGGACGAAAUUGCCGCUUACGCAACCGCACGAGAUCGUAGAAAUUUUGAAAAAUCUCGAUGAGAACGUUUCGUCGAUAGAUAUGUUGGAAAUAUUGUGCAAAGAAUUUUCGGAACGAUUAAAGAACGAUAACGAGAACGCCGAUUCGAACGUGAAAGAACGUAAUAAGAUGAUUACGAAUUUGACAAGGUUAUUAGUCGAUUCUAAACGUUAUUUGUAUCCUGAUAAAUUCCCCUCUAACUUAUCCUUGUCCGUCAAUCAGCCACCCGUGUGUAAUUCCCGUCUCCUCAGACGUGUCCUACCUCGAAAGACUUACAAUCUCGUCGCACCUUUGCUGGGAAUGCCGGAACAGCUUCCAAAGAAGAGGGAAGCUGUGUUCGAAGAUCCGUUCGACAUCGGUAAAACGCAAAUUACCGAAGACACGUUGUCCACGCAUGAUAGUUUAGAAGUGCAUCCACCGACACCGAGAGACACCGAAUCGCUCGCUGACAAGGAGAAAGUGGGUCGUCGUAGAUACAAUCCUUACGCUCUAUUUCUGAUGAAACCAAGACGUAAGGUGGUUACGUGGCGUCCUUUGACGGAACGCGAUCUCGAAGGCUACGAUCCGGACGCUACGCUGGAAAUGAGAGCCGAAAACUCGAUGAGAAAGAUAUGCAAGGAUUUUUGCCAAUGGGUCGAAACUUUAGGCGGGACGGAUAACGUCAUCAACGAGGAGGUUCUCAGGGAUAUGUUUGAAAUCGAUUUCAGCGCCGAAGCUUGCAGAGCGAUGCAGAUGUCGAUCCAGGAAAUGCCGGUGGUACCUGCAGAGGUAGCUUUAACGAGAAACACACCCGGUGCGAGCAAGCUCACGAUGACGAAGAAGCAUGUAAUGAAAGACGCGAAAGCGGAAGAAACACCGGCGAAAGUAAAAGCUUUUGGCACCGCUAUGCCUUGGAAGCUUCGAUUCGUGCCGCCUAAUAAUCAGGUGCGAAAGAAAUGGCUGCAAUGCGAGAACGUGCCCAAGGAUAUCGAAACGAUGGAAGUCGUUUGGAAAGAUAUAUUGGAUUUGAGAAGCGUACGAGGAUUCGUGGAAUGGCUACAACAGCAUCCGGAGGUACCACGGCCGCAAGCUUUGAAGAAAAUCGCAUCAAUGGAUAUUAGCUCUUUAAGACUAAUCGAAGACGACGAGAAGUUCGCGCAUCUCGAACUGGAUAUUAAUCAAAUUAAGAGUCUGAGAGUGGCGAUCAACGGUGACGAUGUCUCGACGUAACGCGCGCGCGCGCGCAUAUGUGUGUGCACGCGUGUGUGCCUCGUUCUUUAUAUCGCUGCUGCUCUUCGUUUUCACUGUGUCACACAAAUAUAUCGCUCUUACCGAUGUAUAUGCAUACAAGUAUCUGUGCGGGAUUUUCCCUUUUAUACCGAUGCAUCGAAACGAAUUAUUUUAAUUUCCGUGAAAUUUUCAUAGCCUUCCAACUGUCGCUGUGUGCGCCGGUGGUUUAAAUCGAACCGACGCAUGAAUAUUUUAAUUGCAUAUGAUUGUGUGGCAGUAAAUGUCGGGCGAAUACAAAAUGAGUAUCCGAAACUGGCCCGCAUUUCAGAAUUUCUCGCCUCCGUUACGCUUAUAAAUGAACGAAAUGUCUGUGUGUAACCGAUACGGCCAGCCGAUGACACGACGUCAAAAGCCUAUCCCCCACCUCUAUCUAUCCCCUUUUUGCGUACGAAACGAAGGGUUAACCUGCGAAGCUACGGAGCGAUCAGUAGCGUCCAGCGAGAAAUUUCGCAGCGCGCCGUUCGAUAUCAUUAUUUGCACGAAUAUCGGGCAGUGAGCAGCGAUUUCAAUCGUACUGGAAAAUGAAAUAUCCGAAGAGUUAUAAUAUUGGAGGCGAGGUGCAGGGGGUGGGGGCGGCUGGUUAUUUUCAUCAUCUCCUACGGUUGCAAAUAAACUCUCGCGUAUUUAAUAUAAAAUAUUGCCACAGCAAAUAGAAUUUUGAAAAACAAGAACGGCGGAGAGAUAAAAAAUAUGUCGAGGGAUGAAAAUAGGAUUCGAAAGCGAUUUCCAUUCGAGAAACUGAUGAUUAACGGGUGUUCUGUUCGCCUACUUUGCGCUGGCAAAAUGAAAACGAACGAUGCUUUCAGCGCGACGAUAAUAAAUAGCAAAUAACACGAUCCGAUGUCAAUCCAACCGAUUCCUUUGACCACGAACGAAUCGUCCUCGUUGUCGAUGUCAAUAGUUCCGCGAGCGACAUAAUACAAACGAGGCGUCGAGGAAUAUUGGAAAUGUAUCGCAGAAGCCGGGCGUCCUGUUGCCGUCUGCCAACGACAGCAGGGACACGGCAUAGAAUCAUCAGCUUAACGCCGAAGCUACUUAAAAUCGAAACCGGCAAAGAAGCUACGAAGUUCUAUAUGUCGCCUCUUUCGCGAUUUAUCCCCUCGUCGUUGCUUUUUCCUUUGACGAAUCGCAACGAAACGAAGUCUCUGGUUUCCCAAUGCCUCGUCGAUCGAGCCUUAAAAAUUCGAACUGCUCUCCGGCCAGAUUUUUUUUUAGAAAUUACCGUAUCACGUUGCUUUUCAUACGUUAGUUGCGUGAUUCUUUAUGCUUCCUUUUCAAGGGAUUUCCCAUGAGAUAGUAUCCACGGGAGAAGAAGAGGGGGUGAGAAGGAAAAGACGACGACGACGACGACGACGACAAGAAAGCGAGCGAAGAAGACCUUAAAAAAGAAGCAGAAAGGGUACCGAAAAAGUCGACGAAGGGAAACGAGGAGGAAACCGCGGAAGCGGAAGAAGGACACCGCGCCAUCAUUGGCCAUUGGCCAUCCGUUUCGCUCCACUUGGAAUAGAGACUUGCGCUCGACCGAGAAAUUUAACAAGGCGCACGCUCCCUACUGACAAUACCCAACUUUCUCACUCCCCCUCUUAUGCCUGGGUUUUAAUUACUUCAAUUUAAAUCUUCGGCUUUCCUGUCAUACAGACUCACGGCAAAGGAUCACCGCAAGGUGAUCGAACUCUGUGCAUUGUGUUGCUCUUGGAGCAGAUCGCAACCGAAAAAAGCUAAGAAGUAGAAAAAGGAAAGGAAGAAAAAAAUAAGACAGAAAGUAAUUGCGAGGCGACAGAAGCAAACCUACGUUAUUCAGGGUGAUUGGUUCUAGCUACCCGUACACAAUCGUACACGACAAUCAGCGUCGUUCUACAUCGGCAAUUACCGUUCGUAAUACGGUUAGGUUACUGUCAGAUCGCAUUGGCAUUCGCGCACUUGGAUGCCUCGCCAAAAUCUUUUAUUCAUGCUAUCAAGUUUGCAUUUAAAAACUCCGUCCUCUCGACCGUGGCGGCACUUCGAAUCGCUACUUUUCAACGGGUACCUUUCAACCCUGACUAUUCCCGGAAAGAUCGAGAUUCAGUUCGCGCGCCGCACGUACGAGCAGACGUUAUGCAAAUCUACGGCGGCGCGACAUCGCGGCCACGAUUUCCCCGCGAUUGCAACUUUUAACCGCAAAUUGGGAUAAAUCGAUCAAUUUCCACUUUCAUCUCGUUCGUCGUCGAUUCGAUUCGUGGCUGUCUGGGACAGCAGUACUCUAUAUUGGUACGCGACACUUACGAUUAUGAAAGGCGUCCGCACCGAUGGCGGAUGAUCAAAUCGAACGACCGUCUUUUUUUUUCUUUUCUUUCUUUUUUUUUUUUUUUUUUUUUUGUUCCGCAACAUAGGCCCCGGAGAAGCGUGGUUCUAGGGCGAUCCGGUUCGCUACGUUCAUUCGACGUAUAACACAAGAACUCGAAACGUGUGAGCGCGUAGCUAUUCACAAACGAAAUGGGAAGCGCUUCCUGCUGAUCAUUCGAGUCAGUUCGAUCUAUUGUCGAGUAAGUUUGUGACAGUGUAUAUAACGGUGGCGCACGGCUACUGGUGUGCCCGGCUCUAUCGCGAUAUCUUUCUCGUUCGUUCGACCAAUUCCAGCCGUUUCCCUACGAUCGAGAAAAAAUAGUUACAACCGGCGUUCAAGUGGAUUAUCACGUAUAUUAAGUUACAUCGAUAGAUUAGUACACCUUGCGCCCAGCGAAAAUCAGGAAAUUACUGUAGGCAAAAGUUUCUGUAUACCUGUAACGAGAGAGCACCCUCCGACGGGUUUAACGAAUUUCCAGGGCAAAAACCAGCUUCCACGCUUCCUGAUUGAAUCGCUAAGACGCGAGACGGUGCUGGCUUCGUAUAAUAAACAGAUUGGCCAGCUGUAGAUUGGAUAACACGCCGAGCGAACGAAAAUCCACGAUACACCUAAAAGAAAAAGAAGGAAAGCGAAUUCGGUCGGGCUAGAUGAAAACAGAGGAAGAUGCUUGCUCGCAACGACUGGUACAAGCCUAGCGUGAAAUCGAUGCUUGAAAAUUAGACAAGAGUAAUAUUUUGCAUUAACUACGGUUCGAUGAAUCUCGAGUGUCUUCCAUUCUUCGAGUUCCAGUUAAAUUUCAACAAACUCUUCGAACGGUGACAUUGCACAAUGUUGAACAGUAACGCGUAAUAGACUUCAACGAACAUCCGGUUUCACCCGGAAGGCCGCACCCGUCACGGUUACUCCCGGCAUAGUUACAGAGCCGAGGCACGCUGGCAUAACGCGAUUCUUCUUCUGUUUCGACAGUGCGUCACGUUUUAUUGCCAAAGGACGGCGUAUCGUCGACGACGGCCAGCACUGCUGCAUCGGCCAGUCUCUCGUUGUCCUUUGACCCGAUGACACAUCGGCUGUUGCGUGCUACGCAGACACGGUCAUCCGCGAUCAAUCGUACGAUUAAUCGUUGCGAGAACUUCGCGAUACGCCUGCCCUUCGUAUUCUGACUUUGAACUUUCCACGCAUCGAACCUAUCGUGUCAGGUCUGAAGGUACAAAGUUUUGCUCGUCGAUAGGAACGAACCGAACAAAAUUCUCGCCUCUUACGUGGUCUGGUUAUCGUGGUCGACGACCGUUUACGGACGAAGAACGAAGAAGAAACGGAAUUGCACGGAACGAAAUUAAAGGUACGUCUGUAGGAUUACGCGUUCGCCUCGAAAGGGAGCGAGAAAAAUUUUCCAGAGAUCCGGUUUUAAGUAAUAGAACUGCUUGUCGUGCAGCCGCGGCACGUGACACCGUGUCCCCCUUCUCUUGGCACGUAAGCAAAGCAAUUAGACGGAAGUGCGAAAGAAAAGGUGCGCGAGCGUAAUGACGCAAGCAGGGUAGAGCGUGGCCGUCCAAGUGUUUCCAGAUGGAUACACCAAACCCCUCCGUUCGUCCACGGACGAAUGUGUAGUUGCUCGUUGUCGCCGUCGUCGUCGUCGUCGUCGUCGUCGUCGUCAUCAUCGUCAUCUCCUAUUUUUUUUAGCCCUUUGCGCCGGACCCUCGUCCUCGUUGCCUCCAAACUGACCGUAAAUAGAACGCGAUUCAUCGACACAUAGGCCGAGUUGUAUCUACACGAAAAACCAAGGAUCGAUCGGUCGGCCUCGUUUAAUUUUAAUCGAGCACCGCUUCCACCGUUCGACCAGAACGUUGUUUCAUUUUACUUGAAAAGUUGGCAAUCUCUCGUAAUUGGACUGUGUGUAAACCAGUCGAACUUGGAAAAAAGGAGAACGAACGAAGAUAUAACACAACCGGACGAGUCACUCGCAAGAAAUUACAGACGAAAAGAAAAAUGUAUACAGGGAGAACGAUUUCGUUAUCCACUGGAAGGAAAUCCGGAUAACCCCGAUGCACACUCGUCGCCUUGUUCCGCGUUCAAUCCUCGACGGAGCCGGCAGCUUCUUUCUUUCCUCUUCUUCUAGGAUUGCAGCGACUCGGACAAGCUACUAGAUCGAUAGGGAACCCUAGUCCGGGCACGGUGUCGUAGACAUCGUCGCAGAGCAGGCCGCAAUAUAUAUAUUUACAUACACGAAACCUCGGUCAAAGCCUUUACUUUGCCAACCGAUAUCAGUCGUAGGAGUCACGCUAGCACGCGUCUACGGGAUACCACCCCCUUUUCGUCGAGAUGUCGACCGAAUUGGAGAUGACCCUUUCGCGUCGCGCAACCCCGCUUUUAACCGGGACAAUGGUCAGGGGCGAACGUUGCAGGAACUUCCAGCUGCGAGCAAGGAUGUAUCAUCUGUUAGAACGUUCGUUAGACCGCGCUACGUAAAUCGUUCUCUUCCAGAGGACGAUAUACGUAGGCUACUCUGUACAUCGUUUGAUUUCCCACGAUUUUCAUCCGCGAUUCAUUUUCCAACGGUUUGUCGUGCCGCUGUACGAGAAGUUUGUUUAGAAGUUGCUUGGUUAAAGGCUUUCCGACGUCUCAAGUAAUACGCUAUAAGGAUGAUCGAUAAAUAGGAUGUUGAAUCUUGAAUACCUGUUGAAUAGGGAAACGAAGUUGUCGACGGUGAACAAUUUUGAAGUUUUUACAGUUAUUGCUGCGUAGAUGCCUUUUUAUUUACGGCUGAAGAACGUAGAAUGGUCGCGGUAUUUCCGCAUGUUCCAAAGGAUAAAUAAUCUUUUUGAAAGUCCGUGAAUCGAUGGUCCCGGUAAGCUUCUCUUCCUCUUCCUAUCUCCGCCUUUGCCUUCUCCCCGUCUUUUUCUUCCCCCUGCCUUUUUUUUUCUUUUUUUUGUCAUUUUCAGAAGUUAUAACCCUGCGGGGUCGAAUCACGGCAGGAAUCCCGUGGCGAACGAUGAUAGAAAGGGUCCCUGACGCCUGAAGGAGGGAUAAUUGCGCGUCGGGGUUGACUUAUAGCUUCUAAAAUCGGUAGCGUCUCCAUUCGAAAUCCUUGUUUCGUCGUCGCCUUUCUUCGUCCUGUUCCUCCUCCGCGCCAUCGUGAACUCUCAUUAAAAUCUCGUCGUUUAAACGCGUUAUGCGUUGAUCUAGAAACGACGAACCGGCAAACGAGACAAAAAAAAAAAAUAAGAAACAGCAUGGGGAUAGAGGGAGAACGACGGGCGAGGGAGGGGAUUGAGAAAAUAUGAACGAUUCGCGCAGCUAACGAACAAUCCGAGCAGCAACUGAAUAAUUUCGCAACGAGGCCGAGAAUGGAUUAUUCGUUUGGAAGUUGCUAAACGACACCUUACGCGUCGCUGCACGCGGGCUAGAUUGAAAUCAAAGUAAGAGAAACUUGGAGUUUCGUGUAAUUACAAGUGUUUCCUGCCGGAGAAGGUAACCGGGCUCGACUAAUCCGAACCGUUGGCAGGCACUUAGCGAAGUUUCGAUUGUGCUCAGCGUGCAUGUUUUCAGCGUAAACCCAUCGUCGUGGGCUCGGAAGCGCAGAGCAGGAAAAUAAGAGAGGCAAGGUGCGCACAGGCCGCGGCAGCUUCGGCUGGAACAGCGUUCGAGGGUGGAGGAUCAGGUGCAACCCCCGAGUUUCUCCAACUACCUCGAAGCAACACGGGCUGCUCGAACAUCGAGUGAACUUUAUUAAGCGAUAUUUCUCUAAUUAUCUGAGUCGCGGCCCGUGGCGAGUAAAACUCAGCGCGCCUAGCUGUUCGUAGCGCCAUAUUCAUGGGGAGGGGGCGGGCGAGAGGGCGGCGCGUUAAGCGCCUCGAAAGCAUAAACAUUAAAAAGAGCCGGGGCAUCGAAGUUAGCGGCCGCUCAGCCGGCUUACUUCCUCCCGGCAAACUGGAAAACUUCCAUCGUCGAGCAUUUCGAGGAAAAAGUUGAAAGAUUAAACGCCACGCGAUGUUAUCGCCAGGACGCGAAACGGACGGCCAACAACGUACAGUGUUGCGGAGAGGCGCUUUUCUUUCGCUAAUUCCAAACGUUGCGUCGAAAUAGGCUACGAGAAAGGUCAGUUUAAGCUUCGAUUCGAGCGUACGAGACGCGAGGAUACAAAAUCUCGUUAGCUAAUUUAGCGUCUACGAGCUAAGAUAGGUGAAAUCCGAUAACGAUAAACCGUGUCAAACGAGUGUCUCAACAGCCCGGGAUUAAAGGACGAUGUUCCUUCUUUAUCGCUGCUAUUUAAUAAAUAAUGACGUGCCGCUGGAUUGCACAAGACACGAAGGGAAAGAACGAUAAACGAGUAGCGCACAGUCUAGAUACGUUACUGGCGGAAGACGUUCAACCCCUCUAGCUACUCGGUGUCUGGGAAUGGGGUCGUUAUCGCACUCGAUGUUUAUUACUUGAGUUGGAAAGCGGGGACAAUAAUUGGAUGGUUUAAUUCGUUGAAAAACUUUCUUGUAACUCAGAGAGGCGUGGACGUCGCCGCGAUUGUAAUCGUAAAUCGAUGCGUUAAAUAAUAAAGCCGACGUCGCAUUACCAUCAGACUUAUUCGCUUGUAUCCGUUGAGGAAACCGUUUCACGGACAAGAAUUUGUAAUUAGUGAAUCGUGAUUUUCGAAAAGCAAGAGCGGAAAGUCGCGAGUCUUUUGCAAGGACUAAAUUUUGGUUUGGCGCGUGAAUCGAAACGAUCUUUGCCCAGGAGGCUCGCAGUCACGGUUCCGAGCAAGUGACUAUGGCUCGAAAUAGCGCGGAAUAAAAUUCGCUGCUCUCUCGAACGGCCAGGUGGUAAUUACGUGUAAUUUAUAUUACUUGCCAUUGAGAUGCAAAUCUGCGAACCAUGCAUGUCGGUCCUAGGCUCGACAGUGGCGUUUCUCCGCCUCCCGUACCUCGUCGUCAUUCGUAGCACCAUUUUCAUCGGUUCCCCUCUCUGUCUACCUGCCUGCCUCCCACUUCUUCGCGUCUUUUCUGUCCUCGGCAUUAUAUUCGGUACUGAAAAGUCGAGCUCGAUCGUCCGACGAUAUCAUCGAGAAGGUGAACGAACUUCGGAACUUGCCUGAUGAAAAAGCGUACAAAGCCAGACGUACGAAGAAUUCAAGGACAACUCGCUGAUACUCCGGUUACGAGAGAGAAUCGAAUUUAUCUCACUUACGUUUUCGCGAGACUCGUUUCCCCUUCUCUUUGGUUGUCUCGUCCAACCAACCAGCGAACCAAGAAAACGAGACAAAUGCUGGCAUUAGCCGGAAGCCAGGCUAUUAAUCAGACAACAAGAAAAUCUUAUUAACGGUUAGGUAGUAACAGGUCUGGUUGGGAAUUAAUUUCGCUCGAUUUCGAUGUGUCUCUUUCGCAGCCGCAACCAGCCAGGUAUUAUACGUGGCAUCAAAGCCAAGGGACGCAAAGUGCAUAUUCCAUAUAUGCAACAGGAUUCGAAUAGGCAUGGCGCGAAUGCAAGUGGAAAUCCCGAGAAACGUAGUUAGAGAUAAAUAGACAGUGGGACGCGGGGCGACACCGUUGAUGAAAGAGAGACAGCGAGAGUCGGCAGCUUAGAUACGGCUGAAUUGGCUAGUAUCGUCAGUCUUUUGAUCUAAACUAAAAUACCAGGCCGAAACAACGGCCAAAGCAAAUCUGUUCAAAGUGCUUGUCCUCUUCAAAGUACUUGGUUACGUCUAUCUCGCUCCGACCCGCGCCACGAUAUACCCCAAUGACCAAUUAUCUUUGUAUCUUUGCCGAUGACAAGUGAACCGCGAGUAAACUGUCAACCGGGGGGAAAGGGUUUGGUAUGUGUCGGUUUAUCGGCAAGGGUUGUGUAGCCGGUGCCAGCUCUCUUUUCGUCUCACUUUCUUCUCUUUCUCCAUGCCCAACCCAGACCAUCGACGCUCGACCUCGUCCAUUUAGCGCGUCCAUCCUUUUCCUUUUUGUAUUCCUAAUUUCAUGUCAGUCGUAGUCGUCGACGAUCCUGUUCCUUGAUAAUACGCCGUAACUGUAUAAUUUAUUCUGUCUUCGUUGGAUCAAUUAAAUAAACCAAAUUCCAUAUAAUUAGAGCAAAUAAUCCUCGAGUAUGGGAAAUUAAAAACGAAAGUCUGAUUCUUGAUCGUAGUCCAGACCGCAGCCUUCAUUUGUCAUCGAAAGAGAUUCUAACGCGAAACGCGAACAAUUUUAAUUAAAAUUCAUGCAUCGAACCAGAUAUUCAUCGCUCUAGCUAUACCACUGAAUGGUGGACGAGCGUUCGAUCGGCGAGUCGCAUAAUCGGAUAGCUCGCUUCUUCCAAACGCAGCGGGCAUCGCGAGCCGAUCGAUGCUUCGCAAUUCCGUGGAACGAAGAACAGCACCAAGCGAGCACGUUGGAUAUCGGUGAAUAUUUAAAAUGCGUUUUCUCAUCCCCCUACUGUCGACGCUUUGCUACAGACAAUCGUCCUCGAAACAAUAGCUAUCUAAUGCGAAAUAGGAUGCCAGCCUCUUGCGUUUCCGCGAACUGGCUUCAUUCUGCAGUGUUGCUUGCUCGAUGUUCGGAAUCCGGUACAGUUUGACGUUCCAGUCGAGUCCCUAAUGCAUCUCGUUAGACAUCCCACUGACGAUUUCUGAGUCGCGAUUCGUCCUACUGCAACUUUCUUUUCGGUUGAUCAAAAGAUAAAAGAUAACGAUAACAGAGGGAAAUUUUAUUAAACCGUAAUCUGUUUAUCGAUUUAUUUUGCCCAUACGUUAUUCGUAUCUUCUUUUACGCUUUUCUAUCGACUAACGAGGACAAUAACAGCCUGUUGUUGUUUCUCUUCGCUCUCGUUUCUCUUCUUUUUUUCCAAAGACCUAGAAACCUCCAUUUGGAUUCAAUCGGAAGCACAAAAGAUUACAAUAUCGAAAAUCGUAUAAAAAUAUUAUCCAUCUACUUACUCACUGAUAUGUCAUUGAAAUCUUCGUUUACAUUUUUACAUUACGCAACGAGGACGACGAUCACUGAUCGCUUCUAUUCAUUACGAUCGUUCUUCUUCGUUCGAAAUGCUAAUUUACAAGUUUCUUUUAGAUUUACGAAAAACAGGAAACGCUACGGUAAAACAGAAAAUCCGUAACGCUACUUAUUUAAUUAUUUCGUUCGUUCGUCGCCGAUAUCUCCGUUUACACCUUCCCAUCGUGCAACGGGAACGAUGGUCGCCGGUUGCUCCCGUUCACCGCGAUUUCUCUCCUUUUUUUUUUUUUUUCGUUUCGAGGUGACACGCACAAACACACACAUCGCCCAGUCGAACAUAAAUCUUCCUCGAUUCGCCGGAUUAUUAAUUCGUGCACGCGGAUAGGUGUAUCGUCGCGCAUGGCACAUGAAACACGCCGACCAUCGGGACUAACGAGAAGAGAUAGAACGAGCAGCCGGAGUGUUUGGUGUCCAGCACACGUACGCGAAGCAGUACCGAGUACUUAUUGUUCUGAUGUCGCCUUUCAUUUAACGCAUUGCGAUCCAGUAUCUAAUCUCGCGCGAGUAAUCCCUCUGUCCGUGGACGCGGGCUUGACCUUACUACUACCGCGUUGAAUCAGCCCGCUCACGUGAUUCGCAUUCGCUAGCAGCCUCGUCGGAAAGAAUGGUAGCUUAAUCGUAUUAACGUGUUAUUGGUCGAAACGAAGGUUCUCGCAGAUUUUUAGCAGGCAACGCGAAUGGAUAAUCGGCAACCUUCUUCCUAAUUUACCGUUUGAUAUUCGAAAUGCAAUGGGACGAUGGUAGAUUAGAUUUAAUAAUAGAGCUUAGCUUCGCUUCUACGGUACCCUGAUAUUACUCGGAUGAAAGUAUUUUUUGGACGAGAGAGGAUACAGUUGUCAUGGUCCCUGAAAGAUCUUUCGCGACUAUUGAAACGAUUUUCCAUUUUAAUUACUUGUGACGUAAUCGGGAAUUUUUAUACAAAUUCGGAUCUUUACAAAUAUCGAUAAAAAAAUGGAAAUUUAAAUAAUACGUAGUAAUACGUAUUUUCAACGAUUUAAUAACUUCGCGUUUGUACACUUGACACGAAUACUUAUCGCAUAGAGUAAUACGACAGUAGAUAUAAAUUUACGACGAUGACGAUUCAAAGUCUCGAUCGUAGGCAGAUAUGUUCACGAUCGACUACGAUAUCGACGAACGAACGAUGAUUAUUUUUCGAUUCUGCGCCAAAAGAUCGGGAGGUUGGCUGUUUCUAUCCGAAAGGACGUCACGCUAAUUUCGCAGGACGUUACAUUAAUUCCAAAUUGGUUUCGUCCGAGCGGAGAUACCACGGCGGCGUUGCGCCCAGGACGCAAGGAUCACCGAUCCGCAGAAUACCCAGCUUAGUUCCAUCGUAAUUACAGAGCGGGACGAGGCUUAGCCGAUCUUUAUUUAUACACGCGUCACGCUGCGAUUCGCGUUACACCGUCGACACAUCUAACGUAGUCGGAAACGUUUAUCGUUCGUUCAUCGAUGGAAUCGUUACAACGGAAUCGUUGCUUGAUCACGGAGAUCGCCUAUGAAUCGUUGAAAUUACGCAUCAAGCAACGAGAUCGUAUAUUCACCUCGAAAUAUUCUUUGCUCCAAAGCGAUUUCUACUCCAUAAAGACGCAUCUGCAAACUUUCUCGCAACUUUCGCAAUUUCUCGCAACUAACUCGGUUGUAUCAUCGGACUGGAAUUUUUAUUAAAGUCCGUCGGCAAUUAGAAAAGGUAAAGUCGAUAUAUUUGUAAUAGCAGGCGUGGAUCUUCGUGUCGUUAUGGAUCAACAUCGAUCUUACAAAGAGUCGCAGGGAUCCUGUGAGUCUGCCAAUUGUACGAAGGUUUCGCUAGAAUUUUCCAAAUUGCACGUCAACGCAGGACCAUUAGCAAUCGAUGGAAAAAUUAACGAGCACACACGUACGAAGGGAGUUCGGCGUUUCUAAACGACGUAUGACGCAUGUCGAACGGGUUAUUGGCUUUCGGGCAUUGGAGCGGGAAGUGCGGAGAAUUCGUGGCGGCGCUAAAAGGAGCACGUAAGGCGAGGUAAGCAGCCGAGGGCCUGGGAUGAGGAUCUUUUAAGCACCAUGUCGCUAUAUUUAGGGCUCAUCCUUAUCUUCGACGACCCCUUCUAACCGCAGUUUUGAAUUGCGGCGCGCGCACCGUCGCUAACCGCCGGUCCACAUCGCUGGUGAUUUCACGAUGGGGUCGAAGGAAGGGGUUGCUCGUACGACGGAGACAGGUAUACGGGACUGAAGGAUGACAAGUUAUAGGGAAGCAGGAUAGAGGACAGGUGAACGCGGGGAGGUCGCGAGAACGGACGAAGAUCGAGACAUCGAGACGGAGGACGAACGGACGAAAAGGACGAAAGGGGGGGAGGGAUGGGAGGACGCGGAGGGAGAAGGAUCGUCGGGCGAACGCCAGAGAAGAAGCGAACGCGACACGAAACAUCGGGGGUAGAAGAAAGCCGACAGAGUGAAAUAAAGACAUAACGAGUUGGUGAAAAAGAGCAAGAACAAAGGAUAAUGGGGAAGGAAGGGAAGGAGGAAAGAGUGGAAGAGAAGCGAAGGGUGGGGUAGAAAGAAAGAGAGAUUAGCUGGUAGGGGUAGGUAACCCAGCAAGUGGCCAGAGGUGAGAGAGUAGGAUAGUCGGUGGUAUAGAGAGACAAGGGGGAUGAAGCUGCUCAUGGAGGAAAGGGUAUAAUGAAGCUGCGCGGGAGAGGUGGACGCUGGAGAGAGGUCGAUGAAGAGAAGGGGUGAAGGACGGGCCGUAGAACGGAAAGAGAGGCUGGCAAUGCGAGAACCAGCCGGAAGGAGAAAGAGGGUGAACGGUAGGGGUUGAGAGAGGGAAACGGAGGAGUAUGUGACGCUCAGAAUUCUGGUGGGAGCGCGAACCGGGGUGGGACAGACGAGUGGCGCGAAGGGAGAGGGGUGUAAAGAGGGGUUUGAACGAAGGGACAGAGCCAUAAGAGGGUUGAUGGUGGCCCGGGUUGGCCUCAGUAGCACAGUCGCGCGCCAAACUCUCGAAGGAAAGCACGUACUCGGUUCAACGCGCUUCCGCACCUACUACCUUCCAGCCAGAUUUUUUCCCCCGUUCCCUCGCUCUCGCCACCUACGCGUACUUUACCCUGCUCAUCUUCCGCUUAACCUCUCCAAGGCAUCUCACGAUCCAGCAAACCAGCCAGUAUCUUACUCAUCACCGAUUUCUGGUCCAAUCCACGCGCGAUACUUCAGCCUGUGACUGUCGAUAAACCGAUGAAACCGAUCGAAGAUCAACCAAAUGACGACGUCUGCCGACCAAUUGCUUGCCGAUCGAAACGACUAACACCGGGGGAUCAACGAACACCACUACCAGGUGUUGGAGUAUCUCGAAGGGGAAGCCAGAAAUCGGGUCAGAUCGAUUCGUGCCCUGAGAGAUCAGACGAAACAGCGUGUUGCGUGAAACUCGAUGAUACCGCCUUACGCCCACGGCUCUUUGCUCAUCCAAUAAUUGCGAUACGCCUGGCAAUCAGCCGCAAGACAAACUGAAACUUGCGACGAGACACGAGUUGACGUCGAUACGUGUUCAUGCGUGCCGCGGAAAACAAUCGUCGAACUUGAGACAUCUAUAUGGGAAUACCGAAGGAACUUUAAUUUAUAUAAAGACCAUCGAUUAGAAUAUUCGAAUUCGAAACUAUUUACGAUAUUCGUGACCUAAGGAUAAUUAAUAAUUUAUAUUAUCUUAAUUCUGCCGUAAGAAAUAAUAUUUAACGUGUAAAUCGAAAGAAAUAAUCGUCCGUUUCCAUUUACGUAACCGUGCGUAUCUGACGGAACGUGCCUGUUCCAUCGUUGACUCGCACUACUGCGACCAGUUUAAUCACGGGGUCGACGUCUCACGGUAUGUCAGGACAGUGGAAACGCAAACUCCCGCCGAGGAGACGGUCAGGACGUAUCUCUUUGCCGCGGACGAAACGCAUCAGGAUAUCUAAAUUCAUUACCGGUUGUUUCGCGAAGUUUAAUUAAAUAAGAAACUUGGAAGGACCUUUUGUUCGGCCGACGACGAGAGAGAAACAGAGGAGGAAGGUAACAACGAGGAAAUGUUGAGCGAAGCUGGAAGAAGAAUAAGAAUGACAAAGAAGAAGAAGAAGAAGAAGAAGAAGAAGAAGAAGAAGAAGAAGAAAAA